Messenger RNA from Pseudocercospora fijiensis CIRAD86, 434 nucleotides. RefSeq lists its product as uncharacterized. Gene Ontology annotation, biological process: translation; protein-RNA complex assembly. The transcript is spliced from 3 exons. Gene Ontology annotation, cellular component: ribosome; cytosolic large ribosomal subunit. The coding region runs from base 29 to 292 and encodes 87 amino acids. Gene Ontology annotation, molecular function: structural constituent of ribosome. The record is from RefSeq and is a predicted model, not a curated record. Lineage: Eukaryota; Fungi; Ascomycota; Dothideomycetes; Mycosphaerellales; Mycosphaerellaceae.
UCAAUCGCCCAGCAACAAUACCGCCAAGAUGCCUAAGGAAGUCACCGACAUCAAGUCCUUCAUUGAGAUCUGCCGCAGAAAGGAUGCCUCCUCUGCGCGGAUAAAGAAGAACAAGGUCGGCAACAAGGAGCAGACCAAGUUCAAGGUCCGCUGCCACCGCUUCCUCUACACUCUCGUCCUCAAGGACUCCGACAAGGCCGAGAAGCUGAAGCAGUCUCUCCCACCGGGUCUCACCAUCUCCGACACCCCGAAGAAGAACGCCAAAGGCAAGCGCGUCGCCAAGUCCUCAUAGAUGGCAUGAAUGGGAGAAAUAGCAAUGGCGUUUAUGGCGAGGCAUUGAUCAAAUCGGAUAUCAGGACUGACGGAAAGUCGGUCGCAUGAGAUAGUGCUACUGCUACGUGAAAUGGACAAUGCGAAAUUCUCAGAUCCUGCAC